AUGGGAAGAAGUAUGAGGUUACUGCUGGAGUAUCACAGGGGUCUGUUCUGGGACCAGUAUCUCUGGAAUAUCUUCUGUAAUAAAAUAUUAGAAACGGAAAGAGGAAUAUCCCUAAUUGCAUACGCAGACGACCUAGCGAUUGUAACUAGGGCAAAAUAUAAAACAGAGCUGGAAGACAAAACUCAGCAUUUCAGGAAAUUGAUAAUGUGGAAACUGGCCGAAAUGGGGAUACUAGUGACGAUAAAAAAACUGAAUUGGUAUUACUAUCUGGUAGAAGACAGAUACAAACAUGUAGAUUAUGUGACAAAAAUUAACUAUAUACUUUUCAAAUCUCUUUGCGAUUUAUUGAACGCCACUCAAAUAAAAAUUAUAAGAUCAGAUUGGGGAUUCAGUAGCAAACUACCUAACGACUCGUAUACGAAGGGUUUAUUUGGCGACAUAGCUUUUAAAAGAGCCGACAUUUCAGGUACAAUUUCUUUUACUCCGGCUUAUCGACUAAAGUACUUGAAGUAUAUUUUUGCACCGUUGAAAAAUGUUGCUAUUAAGUUUAUAUUUAGAGCUCCACCUUUAGCUUACUAUUCUAAUUUGUUCACAAUGCCAUUUAAUAAAGUCGUGUGGAUUACAAUAGCCGGUUAUGUCGUGCUAUGUGGCUUCAUUAUAAAAAUUAUAUUUUCAUGGGAAGUUAAAGAAGAAGAUUUUGUAGCAAUAUCUAGAAAUAACGAUGAGAAUAAGCCUAGUACUAUGGAUAUUGUAAUGAUGCAGAUGGCUAUAAUUUGUCAAAUGGAUUUUUAUCACGAACCAAAAAGUUUGUCUGGAAAGAUGGCUACUUUUACAUUGUUAAUCUGUACCACAUUUCUAUAUACUGCGUUUUCAGCGAGAAUUGUUUUGCUACUGCAAUCCAAUACCAAUAGCAUUAAAACACUGGAAACGCUGUAUAAUGCAAAACUGGAUUUUGGUGUAGAAGAUCAGUCAUUUAAUCGGCACUUCUUUCUUGAACCUUCUGACCGAGCCGAUGAAUAUUGGAGAAAUUUAAUCUAUGAAACCAAAAUAAAAUCAUCCAAAGGAGACAACUUUUUUCCCGUCUCGAAGGGAAUGCAACUUGUAAGAGAUUCGUAUUUUGCAUUUAAUGUGGAAAUGAAUGCAGCUAAUAAUGUCAUUUUGAACACCUUUACUAAUAAUCAAAUAUGUACUUUACGAACGGUGGAUACUAUUUACAAAACUGAUAAUCCACAUAUAUUUUGUCAUAAAAGGUCUCCGUACAUGGAAAUGUUUAUUGUAGGCUUGAGACGACUUUGCGAAAAUGGAAUUCAUGACAGGGAACAUAGGAAUUGUAUUACUAAACAACCUAUUUGUUUAGGAAGAGGAAAUAUUUUUGUAAGCGUUGGAUUAAAAGAAGCUUAUUUCUCUUUCAUGGUGUUUGGAAUUGGCUUAUGCUUGAGUCUACUGAUAUUUAUCAUUGAGUUGAUAUCGGCCCACCAUCUUCGUAAAAACAAUAAUGUUAUAGCAUUUUAG
Sitophilus oryzae (rice weevil) is the source of this 1512-nucleotide messenger RNA. RefSeq lists its product as uncharacterized. Lineage: Eukaryota; Metazoa; Arthropoda; Insecta; Coleoptera; Curculionidae. The transcript is spliced from 6 exons. The record is from RefSeq and is a predicted model, not a curated record. The coding region runs from base 1 to 1512 and encodes 503 amino acids. Gene Ontology annotation, molecular function: ligand-gated monoatomic ion channel activity. Gene Ontology annotation, cellular component: membrane.